Messenger RNA from Effrenium voratum, 837 nucleotides. The record is from the annotation of a GenBank genome assembly. Lineage: Eukaryota; Dinophyceae; Suessiales; Symbiodiniaceae.
AUGGCCGGCAUGGCCGCCGUGGCUGCCGCGGCCGCUAUGGCCAACCUGCCGCACGCGGCUCUCCGCGCCGCGGCGGAGGAGACCGUGGCGAGCUGGGACGCGGAGGUGCGCCACAUCUUCCGCGACAUGGCCGGCGCGGCCCAAAACGCCGCCGGCUCGGAGCCCGAAGAGCAGCUGCACGCGGCGGGCCGGUUGCGGCAGGGGGCGCUGUGCGUCCUGGAGAUUCUGCAGGCGCCGAGCUGCGUCGACCUCGACGUCCGGGACAUGUACGGGCUGGACGCCGCGCGUCUGCUGGAGGCCAUGGCGGCGGAGCUGCAGGCUGCACAGGCGGCAGCGGGUGCUGCCCAGAUCCUUGCAGCCCGCAGGGCGCUGCAAGCUGCCCGCAGAAUCGAGGAGUUUCACUAUGCCCAGGCGAAUGUGCCCUCCACACUGGUGGCUGCAGCUGGGAGGUUGCGCCCUUUUUACAUUACGGGUGAAGGAAGUGAAGCGCCUGAGUCUGCCCAGUCCAAUGAUUUUGUGGCACCCACGCUGGAGUCUGGGACGACGCUGGAUGCGGCCGCCACGUCCUCAUGGCUGGCUGGCCUUCCACAUCUGCCUCAAGAGCCAGAUAAGCAUGUGCCCCAAAGGGCUUUUUGGUGGCUGCUAGAGAGGCAGUGUCAACAGCUCGAGCAGCAGGGCGAUCUCCCCGGAGCUGCAGCGCUCUUGGAGGCAGCCCGUACAGCACUGCAGCCAGGUCACCCGGAUUUUGAUGAUCGAGACGUCGCCGAUAUCUUGCACGAGCUCGGCAUGUUGCUGCACGCGUUGCCAAAUCAGAACAUGGUUCUGGCACAACGCUGA